Molecule: messenger RNA, 973 nt
Organism: Boleophthalmus pectinirostris (great blue-spotted mudskipper)
Lineage: Eukaryota; Metazoa; Chordata; Actinopteri; Gobiiformes; Gobiidae
Product: ras-related protein Rab-26-like
Exons: 9
Coding region: 134-886 (250 amino acids)
Cellular component (GO): endosome; Golgi apparatus
Molecular function (GO): GTP binding; GTPase activity
Source: RefSeq, a predicted model, not a curated record
AGACUGAGAAAAUCUUUGUUUCUCGCUAGGUUAGGAUACUUUUCCGGUUUGUGUUUAGCGCGCGUUGAGCAGUUUGCUUUGGUGCGACUUGCUUUUGAAGUCUUUGUGAGGUUUGAACAGUCAAAUCUGCCCGAUGUCUCGCAAGAAGACGGCCAAAAGUAAAGCUGGAGCGAACACCCCGUCCACUGGAAGCCCCACCGGGAAAAGCACCGGGAAAAUUACGAAGAGUUGCCCUGGAAUCGCGCCCUUAAAUGGGGUAGUGCAUCCCAGCAGACCUCCCAUCAGCAACAGCAGCGAGUUUUAUGACAUUGCUUUCAAGGUGAUGCUGGUAGGAGACUCUGGUGUGGGGAAGACUUGUCUCCUGGUUCGCUUUAAAGACGGAGCGUUUCUGGCUGGUAGCUUCAUCUCCACCGUGGGCAUUGACUUCAGAAAUAAAGUCAUGAACAUUGAUGGAGUCAAAGUCAAGUUGCAGAUCUGGGACACAGCUGGACAGGAGCGCUUUCGUAGUGUCACUCAUGCGUAUUACCGCGAUGCUCAUGCUUUACUCUUGCUGUAUGACGUCACCAACCGUGCAUCCUUUGACAACAUAAGGGCAUGGCUAAGCGAGAUCCAUGAGUAUGCACAACAAGAUGUCGUGCUCAUGCUGCUAGGAAACAAGGCUGAUUCCACACAUGAGAGAGUGGUGAAGAGAGAAGAUGGUGAGAGACUUGCUAAGGAGUUUGGAGUCCCCUUCAUGGAGACCAGUGCCAGGUCUGGUCUAAAUGUGGAGCUGGCCUUCACUGCUGUGGCAAAAGAGCUAAAACACAGGUCUAUGAAGGAUCCCAGUGAAACGUUCAAGCUCCAAGAAUACGUCAACAAAGAGAUGAGGGGGACGAGCUGCUGUUAGACCCCAGUCGGCUGACCUCACUGUCUUUCUGCAUUUGCAAAACAAGGACAAAACUAUUAUCUCCAUAAAUACAAUUCUUUGAAAACA